Molecule: messenger RNA, 746 nt
Organism: Raphanus sativus (radish)
Lineage: Eukaryota; Viridiplantae; Streptophyta; Magnoliopsida; Brassicales; Brassicaceae
Product: cell wall / vacuolar inhibitor of fructosidase 1
Exons: 2
Coding region: 175-660 (161 amino acids)
Biological process (GO): negative regulation of catalytic activity
Molecular function (GO): enzyme inhibitor activity
Source: RefSeq, a predicted model, not a curated record
GCACUACGCAUGCAAAUCAACAGACCCAAAUAUAAAUAUUUAAGCCUUUUCUCGAAAAGAGAGAGAAUAUAUAUACAUUACUUAUAUAACUCCUGUUCUUCUUCAAAAUCGUGAGAUCAAAGCAGCUCCUCCGUCUUUCCAAUAAUCAUCAAACAUAACUAAGAGAGAAGAAAUAUGAAGAAGAUGGUGGUGGUGAUGGUGAUGAUGUUGGUGAUGGUGAGUGAAGCGAGUAUGAUAGAGCAGACAUGCAAAGAGACACCAGAUUUCAAUCUAUGCGUCUCUCUCCUCGACUCCGACCCACGUGGCUCCUCUGCCGACACCUCUGGCCUCGCUCUUAUCCUCGUCGACAAAAUCAAGGGGUUGGCGACGAAGACCUUGAACGAAAUCAACUAUCUAUAUAAAAAGAGACCGGAACUGAAACAGGCUUUAGACGAAUGUAGUCGAAGAUACAAAACAAUCUUAAAGGCUGAUGUUCCCGAAGCCAUUGAAGCUAUAUCUAAAGGAGUUCCGAAGUUCGGCGAGGACGGUGUGAUCGAUGCUGGUGUGGAAGCUGCUGUAUGUGAAGGAGAAUUUAAAGGGAAAUCUCCGUUAACUAGUUUGACCAAAUCAAUGCAGAAAAUCUCUAAUGUGACAAGAGCCAUUGUGAGAAUGUUGCUUUGAUUUUAUCUUUUAUUUACAAGUAUGUGGUAUAGCCGUAUGGGUGUUUGAUGGGAUUUUAUCCUUCAUAAGAAUAAAACUUUUAACAA